Molecule: messenger RNA, 3508 nt
Organism: Castor canadensis (American beaver)
Lineage: Eukaryota; Metazoa; Chordata; Mammalia; Rodentia; Castoridae
Gene: Sdc3
Product: syndecan 3
Biological process (GO): cell migration
Cellular component (GO): membrane; cell surface
Source: RefSeq, a predicted model, not a curated record
CCCCGAGCCAGCAGCGUCGAGCGCCGCCGCGCAGCCCCGCCGCGCCCGGAACAAAGGCCCGGCCGCCGCCGCCGCCGCCAUGAAGCCGGGGCCGCCGCACCGCGCCGGGGCCGCACACGGGGCAGGCGCCGGGACCGGGGCCGCCACCGCACCCGGGGCCCGCGGGCUGCUCCUGCCGCCGUUGCUGCUGCUGCUGCUCGCGGGGCGCGCCGCGGGGGCUCAGCGCUGGCGCAACGAGAACUUCGAGAGGCCUGUUGACCUCGAGGGCUCUGGGGACGAUGACUCCUUUCCCGAUGAUGAGUUGGAUGGCCUCUACUCAGGGUCAGGCUCAGGCUACUUCGAGCAGGAGUCGGGUCUCGAGACAGCCAUGCAGUUUAGCCCUGAUGUGGCCCUGGCCGUGCCCACUGCGCCUGCUGUGCCACCCACCACAGACGUCCAGCCCAUGGGCUCUCCAUUUGAAGAGCUGCCCUCUGAGCAUCCCAGCCCAGAACCAGUCACCAGCCCUCCAGUGGUGACCGAGGUUCCAGAGGAGCCCAGCCAGAGAGCCACCACCAUCUCCACCACCACGGCCACUACCACUGCCACCACCACAGAGGCCCCAGCUGAGGCCACGUCACCCACCACAACAGCCACCACUGCUCCCAGCACCCCUGCGGCACCCCCUGCCACGGCCACCACUACCAUCCUAAGGACCACCGGUAUACGGAGGCUACUGCCUCCUCCACUGACCACGGCUGCUACAGCCCGGGCCACCACCCCAGCAGCACCCUUGCCACCCACCACGGUGGCUGCUUUGGACACAGAGGCCCCAACGCCCAGGCUGGUCAGCACAGCUACCUCCCGGCCAAGAGCCCUUCCUCGGCCAGCCACCACCCAGGAGCCUGAUGUCCCCAAGAGGAGCACCCUGCCCCUGGGGACCACUGCCCCUGGUCCCACAGAAGUGGCUCAGACCCCAACUCCAGAGUCUUCCCUGACCACUCUCUGGGAUGAGCCAGAAGUACCAGUGAGUGGGGGACCCAGCGGGGACUUUGAGCUGCCAGAAGAAGAGACUACACAGCCAGACACAGCCAAUGAGGUGGUGGCUGUGGGAGGAGCUGCGGCCAAGCCAUCAGCUCCAUCCGGGACACUGCCCAAGGGUGUCCGCCCGGGCCCUGGCCUCCUGGACAAUGCCAUCGACUCAGGCAGCUCGGCCGCUCAGCUCCCUCAGAAGAGCAUCCUGGAGCGGAAGGAGGUGCUCGUAGCUGUGAUUGUGGGUGGUGUGGUGGGUGCCCUGUUUGCUGCCUUCUUGGUCACACUGCUCAUCUACCGCAUGAAGAAGAAGGACGAGGGCAGCUACACGCUGGAGGAACCCAAGCAGGCGAGUGUCACGUACCAGAAGCCUGACAAGCAGGAGGAGUUCUAUGCCUAGCGGAGCCACAGUGCCUCCUGCAGCCUCAACACUGACCCCCACCCAGUCCCCAGCCGGCCCCACCAGACCAGGCCUGGGACUGGGCCCAGGAGGGAGCCCAGCCCCUGUUCCUCUCUGCUGUCCCUUUCAAGGCUUGCCCAGGCUGUCAGCAUCCCACAGAUCGUCUUUGAAGAACAGGGGUGCUGCCACCUGCCCCAGACAGUGCCCUUACCAGCUUGUCUCUUGUCCCCAACCAGCCUGGAGCUUCAGGACCUUUUAUGUCUGAUGGACAGGAGGAAGGAAGGUCCUGAUUGACUGGUGGAAGCAGGGGAAGGGCUGGGAAUGGAUAGCCUGAGGCUCCCCCUGGUCCCCACAGGGCUGGGAGAGCUCUCCUUUGUGGGGCAGAGAAGCAGUCGGGCUGGUUUCCAGUGGCAACUCAGUUCUUGAAAUCAUCCAGACCCUGCAGCACUUCGCUCCUGUCCCAGGGCCUCUCUCUGCCUGGGUGGGAGGUGUCCUUUGCCACCAGCCUACCCUGGUUGUGGGAUCCUUGUUUCCUCUCCCUGCCCAGUGCACGUGUGCAUCUUCCCUUGGGGAAAUGUCUUCCCAAGAGCACAGGGGCGGCUGGUGGUGAGGAGAGGGGACUCCACACAGACGCCAUCACCCACUGUCAGACACUACCAUGCUCUCACACACAAGACAAAGUCAUAUGCAGUCCUGUCCGCCCAGCCAACCAAGACAUGCCACUGCCACAGACACGCACCUUUGAAGGAUUUUACCUUCACGCAUUGCUUGAACACCCAAGACAUUUCUGCAAUGCUAGCCACUGGUCAUUGUCACAGUGUGGCCUCCUUCUCUCUCUUUCCGCCCUGCACAGACACACACUCUGGCAACAUACACUCCAGCUUUCAGACUCACUGGGGAAGGUGGAAUCAAGCUGGAGCAAUCAGCCCACAUUGGGUCCCCGGAUUUGCCCUGUUCCACUCAGUGCCCCACCAUGACACCCACACCAGCCACACUGCCCCAUCCCAGCCCGUGUCAGAUGUAAUCAUACAGUCACUCCAUACAACUCACUCUGAUGCUGGAGGUAGACAGGUGAGCACUUGCCUUUCCUGGAAUGUGUGGGGAGUACUGUCACAGCCUUCCCAGGGCUCUGAGCACCACAGGCCUGGCCUCCCCCCUGGGCUGCUUCCCUCCCCAUCACCUUGUAGCCCACAGGGGGAGGCUUAGGGCCAGCCCCCACCAACCAUGACUGUGGGGCUUCUCCAAGGUUGAAGGAGGAUGGGUUCCUGUAGCUUGGCCCCGUCUGUGGAGGGAACUUGGAUCUCCCAGGACCAAAGGCCCAGGUGGGGGAAGGGGGGGGGGAUAUGGUUUGGCUCCAAGUCUCCCUGCAUCCCCUUCCUGCUCUGAGCCAGGGGCUGACUCUGCCUCCCAGGACACAAGUCUCCAAAGUGCCUGUGAGGGUGGGCCUCUACCAGGGCCCUAUGUACCACUUAUGCUGGCCUGCCCAGGUCGACCUCAAGCCCACCCACCCGGGGCUUCCCUGUGGACACCUCCUAGCCCAUCUGAACAAAUGGUUCUGCAGUUCUGGCCACAGCUUGCUGGACCCCCAGCUGGUAGCAGCCCACCCCAGUCCCCCAGGUCCCAAGGACAGAUUUGAUGGACCAGAGCAGGUGACAAUGGUGGUGGUGGUGGGGGGAGGGGUGUUGUCACAGGACCCAAGCCCACCAUUCCUUUCUUUGUUACUUCUGCAAGUGGGGCCAUUUCAUAAAUACUUUAAGCAUGGAGUCACCAUUCUCCUUUGGCGGGGGGACUGGAUGGGGUGGGGAGGCUGCCUGGCAGGGGUUCUUGAAACUGAAGGGAUGUGGUGUGAGUUAUGAUUGGCCGGUGCCCCCCACCUCUCACUCAUCACUCAGAUUCACAUCAGGAGCUUCCCCGCUCCCAGUUUACUUCUGUUCUUUGUCAAGAUUCCCUGGCAGCAGACUUGAGCAGGGUGAGGGGUGGGUGCCUGGGGCUGUGAGUCCAAGGUCCCCCAUCAGGGCAGCUUGUAUUAUCCAGGCAUCCAUCUUGUAUACCCCUGGACAUCCUUGUUGGACUCAGAGCUUUGUAAGAAGGUCAGUUGGU